AUGCUUGUCGAAGGAUCGCCAUUAAAUGAUCGUGAGUAUUCAACUGAUGAAGGAGUCGUCAAGGAUCCGCUUUACGAGGAAGUAGUGGAACAUGGAAAUGAAGAGUAUAAACCACCACCCAAAGAACCUUCAGAUGAAGAGCCCGAAGUGACCGUGGAUCCAGCAACAAAAUCACCUCCUGGGUUACGUCCUUCGACGCAUGCAGUACGUGAAGCCAAGGGCUUAUAUGAAGAGAACGAAAAUGAAUUUGAGAACGGUCCUUCUUUAACUGAAGGAGAUGUUCCCGAUAAUGCUGAUAUUGAUUCGUCAAGGCAACUAUCAUCUCUCGUGGCAGCAUCUCACCGGCAGAGCAGUGGUGUCGAAUCGAAAAGACAAAGUGCUGAAAAAGCUUCAAAGUUGCAUGAAGAAAUUACUGGAAAUCCUUUAGAGAUUGGUGAAAGGAGAAGUUCUUACUGA
Racocetra persica is the source of this 456-nucleotide messenger RNA. Lineage: Eukaryota; Fungi; Glomeromycota; Glomeromycetes; Diversisporales; Gigasporaceae. The record is from the annotation of a GenBank genome assembly.